AUGCUGGCCGCCUCCGUCGUCCGUCGGGCCCUGCUGCUCUGCUGGCUCGCUGCCCCGCGGCCCGCCGGGCCCGAGCCCCUUUUCCACAGCCGGGACCGCUCGGACGCGGAGCCCGCCCCGCUGCGCCGGGCCCAGCCCAUCGCGGACCCCGUCGCUGCGCAGCGAUUCCUGUCCAAGUACGGCUGGGCCGACGCGCCCCCCGGGCCAGGGCCCCGGGGUCCCAGACCCGACGCGCGGCGCGCGGGCCCCCGGGCCACCGCCCUGGCCGAGGCCGUGCGCAGGUUCCAGAAGGUCAACGCGCUGCCGGCGAGCGGGCGGCUGGACGCGGCCACGCUGGCGGCCAUGAACAGGCCGCGCUGCGGCGUCCCCGACACGCGGCCCCUGCCGCCCCCGGCCCCCGGGCCCCCGCCGCGCCCGCCGCCCCGCGCCCGGCCCAAGCGCUACCUGCUGAUCAGCCCAGUGAGCCCUGCUGCAGAGACCUCAUCGAGCCCAGCAGGGCGCGAGCCAGGCCUGGCUGACCCUUCUCGCCACUCCUGGGGAGAACUAGCGCGUGGCCGGCACCUGGGCUGUCCUCGGGUUUUUGAUGGCAGCGGGCAGGAGUUUGCACAUGCCUGGCACCUGGGCGACAUCCACUUUGACGAUGAUGAACACUUCACACCUCCCACCAGUGACGCGGGCAUCAGCCUUCUCAAAGUGGCCGUCCAUGAAAUUGGCCACGUACUCGGCCUGCCUCACACCUACAGGACAGGAUCCAUAAUGCAACCGAAUUACAUCCCCCAGGAGCCUGUGUUUGAGUUGGACUGGUCGGACAGAAAAGCAGUUCAAAAGCUGUAUGGUUCAUGUGAAGGAUCAUUUGAUACUGCAUUUGACUGGAUUCGCAAAGAGCGAAACCAACAUGGAGCCGUGAUGAUGAGAUUUAGCACCUACUUUUUCCGCAACAGCUGGUACUGGCUUUACGAAAAUCGAAAUAACCGGACGCGCUACGGGGAUCCUAUCCAAAUCCUCCGUGGCUGGCACGGAAUCCCAACACAAAACAUCGACGCUUUUGUCCACCUCUGGACAUGGAGAAGAGACGAACGUUAUUUUUUUAAAGGAAAUCAGUACUGGAGAUAUGACAGUGACAAGGAUCAGGCCUACACAGAAGAUGAACAAGGAAGAAGCUACCCCAAAUUGAUUUCAGAAGGAUUUCCUGGCAUCCCAAGUCCCCUGGACACUGCCUUUUAUGACCGAAGAAAGCAGUUAAUUUACUUCUUCAAAGAGUCCCUCGUGUUUGCAUUUGAUGUCAACAGAAAUCGAGUACUUGAUUCUUAUCCGAUGAAGAUCACUGAAGUGUUUCCGGGAAUAGAGCCAGAGAACCAUCCCUUCAGGAAUAUAGACUCAGCCUAUUACUCCUACGCACACAACGCCAUUUUCUUUUUCAAAGGCAAUGCAUAUUGGAAAGUAGUUAGCGACAGGGACAGACAACAGCAUUUUUGGCUUCCUUCAAAUGGCUUAUUUCCAAAGCAGUCGAUUUCAGAGCGGUGGUUUGACAUUUGUGACGUCCAUACCUCCACCCUGAACAUGUAA
Molecule: messenger RNA, 1566 nt
Organism: Neomonachus schauinslandi (Hawaiian monk seal)
Lineage: Eukaryota; Metazoa; Chordata; Mammalia; Carnivora; Phocidae
Gene: MMP21
Product: matrix metallopeptidase 21
Exons: 8
Coding region: 1-1566 (521 amino acids)
Biological process (GO): collagen catabolic process; proteolysis; extracellular matrix organization
Cellular component (GO): extracellular matrix
Molecular function (GO): metalloendopeptidase activity; zinc ion binding
Source: RefSeq, a predicted model, not a curated record